Calidris pugnax (ruff) is the source of this 923-nucleotide messenger RNA. RefSeq names its product chromosome unknown open reading frame, human C9orf24 (gene SPMIP6). Gene Ontology annotation, molecular function: alpha-tubulin binding. Lineage: Eukaryota; Metazoa; Chordata; Aves; Charadriiformes; Scolopacidae. Bases 123 to 923 code for a protein of 266 amino acids. Gene Ontology annotation, cellular component: manchette; perinuclear region of cytoplasm. The record is from RefSeq and is a predicted model, not a curated record. The transcript is spliced from 7 exons.
CUGUUCCCUUUCCUGCGUGGGCUGCAAGCCCCCCUAGCCCCUCGCAGUGCUGCUCAUCCAGCAGGGUUUCCUUGGGACCCUCCGGGACUCCAAGCGCUCCCAUCCCAGCAGGCUGCUGCACCAUGUUCCCCUUCUCCAAAAAACACAAGACUCCCAUCAGCACUUACACCGACUCCUACCGCCCACCAUGCACCAUCAAAAAGACCCUCUACAAGCACAUUCCGCAGCCUCUCUGGAGGGACAACAACUUUGUGACCAAGGGAUUAACAGUGCCCCCCGUGCAAAAUCCGGCGAGCCAGAGUGAGCCUGAGCAUCUGAUUAACGUGGCCAUGCAGGAAUACUACAGGAACACCAUCAAGUCCACAGCCUACUGGACAGACAAGUACCUGCUGGCCAGGUCUGAAGAGAAGUACAAGCCAGUUUUUGUCAACGAGGGCAAAUACAUCACCUGGAGAGCAACUCCCUACAACAGCGCAGCCUGGAAUAAGCACUGCUGUUACCUCCCCCUCCUGCCCAGGGUGACAAGGGUGGAGACCUCUCUGAACAGCUUAUGCGUGCCGUACCCCCUGAGAUCCACCUGCCUCAGUGAAUUUGAGAAGGAGUUGGUCGCCAACGUGCCGCUCAAGCUGCCCUUGUACACCACGACGGGGAGGGGAUGCUUCCAUGGCUACUACAGCCCCUGGUCUGGGCGCCACUACUGGCUGCGAGGGAUCGACUACUACGUGGAUGGGAACUCUGCCAUCAGAAGACAUCUCCGUGCACUAGGAGAGAGGGCUAAGUAUCCUGUGCUGCGGUUACAGCCUCACAACAACGUUGUGUGGGAUUCGACCUUCUUCAUGACCACAGGAGGACCCCAGAGAGCGAGCUAUGUCAUCCACCCCGAGUUUGCCUCAGAGGCUUCCUCUGCCCUGUGUCACUGGUGA